AUGGGUUCCAUUCGCCAGGCGUUUCCGCCAGGUAUUCAUGUGCCUUGCUUGACCUGGUUCAACCCCGACGCCACCCAGUCGAUCCAUUGGGAACUACAGGAACGGCAUCUUGAAUUCCUCGUCCGCAGCGGUCUUCAUGGCAUUGUGAUCGCUGGUACUAAUGGAGAGGCCGCUACCCUGACUCCCGAAGAGAAAUCGCGUCUGGUGCGCCUGACUCGGUCAACGGCACAAAAGCUCGGGCGGCCUGGCCUGCCCAUUACUUGUGGUACCUUUGGCGGGUGUACCCAAGCUAUCAUUGAAGACACGAAACUGGCUGCUGAGGCUGGGGCAGACUAUGCGCUGGUUCUCGUGCCGUCGUACUUCCAUUUCGCCUUGGACUCGGACGCGAUCGUCGGGUUCUUCCAGGAGGUCGCUUCGGCCUCGCCAAUUCCUAUCGUGAUCUACAAUUUCCCUGGUGUCGCUGCUGGCCUGAAUGUCAAUUCAGAGAUGCUGCAGACUCUGGGCGAGCAUCCCAAUAUCGCUGCGGUGAAGCUCACGUGUGGAACAAUUGCGUCGGUAGCUCGUUCCGCGGCCAAAUUUGGCCGGGCAAUGGAUGGGAAUGCUGCGUUUAUCGCGCUGGCUGGCCAAAGCGACUGGCUAGUACCCUGCCUGAGCGUGGGCGGUGCCGGCUCAGUGACAGGCUUAGCAAACCUAUAUCCAAGGACGCUGGUGGAGCUUUUCAACCUGUACAAAGCUGGGCAGACGGAGCAGGCGGAAAAACUACAACUUCAAAUUGCCGUGGCUGAGUGGGGAUUUGGAAAAGCUGGCAUCAACGGAACCAAAUGGGUGGUGGCCAAAUACCUGGGAUAUCCAGAAGAGAGCUCAUGGUGUCGCCGACCCUAUCCGAAGUUCCUGGAUGAGGAGAAGCAGGCUUGGGUGGUGAAGCAAGUGAAAAUGACGGACCACUUGGAAAAGGAACUUUGA
Molecule: messenger RNA, 963 nt
Organism: Penicillium canariense
Lineage: Eukaryota; Fungi; Ascomycota; Eurotiomycetes; Eurotiales; Aspergillaceae
Product: dihydrodipicolinate synthase family protein
Exons: 2
Coding region: 1-963 (320 amino acids)
Molecular function (GO): 4-hydroxy-tetrahydrodipicolinate synthase activity
Source: RefSeq, a predicted model, not a curated record